CAGUGUUUGUUCAGUACAUCUGAAAAGGAAGGUGUGAGAAGCAAAACCCAUGGCCACGUUCCACUGCCAAUUAUGCGGCAAGACAUUUCCCACCCUGGAGAAGUUCACCGUCCACAAUUACUCCCACUCCAGGGAGCGGCCAUUCAAGUGCAUGCAGACUGACUGUGGCAAAGCCUUCGUUUCCAGAUAUAAAUUGAUGAGGCACAUGGCUACCCACUCGCCCCAGAAGACUCACCAGUGUGCCCACUGUGAGAAGACAUUCAACCGCAAGGACCAUCUGAAGAACCACCUCCAGACCCACGACCCCAACAAAAUGUCCUUCGGGUGUGAGGAAUGUGGGAAGAAGUACCACACCGUGCUGGGCUACAAGAGGCACCUGGCGCUGCAUGCCGCCAGCAGUGGAGACCUCACCUGUGGGGUCUGUGCCCUGGAGCUGGGGAGCACCGAGGUGCUGCUGGAUCACCUCAAAACCCACGCAGAGGAAAAGCCCCCCAGUGGAACCAAGGAGAAGAAGCACCAGUGCGACCACUGCGCGAGAUGCUUCUAUACCCGGAAGGAUGUGCGACGUCACCUGGUGGUCCACACAGGAUGCAAGGACUUCCUGUGCCAGUUCUGCGCCCAGAGAUUUGGGCGCAAGGAUCAUCUCACCCGUCACACCAAGAAGACACACUCGCAGGAGCUGAUGAAAGAGAGCUUGCAGACCGGCGACCUUCUGAGCACCUUCCAUCCCAUGUCGCCCCCAUUCCAGCUGAAGGCCGCUGCCUUGCCUCCUUUCCCGAUAGGAGCUCCUGCCCAGAGCGGGCUUGUAGGUAGCUUGCCGGCUGAGGUCCAUGGGCUCACCCUCAGUCCCCCCGAACAAGCCGUGCAGCCUGUGCCACUGCCAGAGUCCCUUGCUCCUCUGCAUGCCAUGAUAGUCCCCGGCUCUCCUCCCCAGACCCUUCCCGAUCAAAAGUACAGUGCCAGUUCGACCUCAUACCCGCCACUUGCAGGCCUGCCUCUUAAAGCAGAUACUAAAGGUUUCUGCAAUAUGAGCUUGUUUGAGGACUUCCCUCUGCAGGAGCCUCAGUCACCUCACAAGCUCAACCCAGGUUUUGAGCUGGCUAAGGGAGGGGCUGGGAAGGUUACCCUGCCCAAAGAGCUGCCCGCAGAUGCUGUGAACCUAGCAAUCCCUGCCUCUCUGGAGAUUUCCUCCCUGUUGAGCUUCUGGCAGCUGCCCCCUCCAGCACCCCAAGAUGGCUUUGGGAAUGGCACUCUCCCUCUGGGGCCUGGAGAGCCUCUGCCCCAUAGAUUAAACUGUCUGGGGCAGCAGCAGCAGGAAGCCCCAAUAGCCGUGGGCACUGUGAGCCUGGGUCAGCUCCCCCUGCCACCCAUUCCCCACGUUUUCACAGCUGGCACCACCACUGCUAUCCUGCCUCAUUUCCAUCAUGCAUUCAGAUAAUUUGGUUUUAAAACCAUGCGUUUUUUAAAAAAAAAAAAAAAAAUUCUGGAAGCUAUUUUAAGAAGCGUUUUUAAACAUCAGCUAUUAUAUGAGGAAAGAAAGAUUUGGAAAACAGGACUGGGACUAUGGCUUAUUCGGUGAUGAGUAGCUUGAGAAAGAAUUCUCAAACUGCAUGUAUCUGCCAAUCUGUCCUGAGUGUUCAUGCUUUGUACCAAAUUUAACAAGCACAUUUUCUGUAAUCGAACUGCAUAUAUAUUGUCAUAACCAACAUCCAAAAUGACAGCUGCUAUAUACAAGUGUAUGUCAUAUUGCGUUUAAUCAUAAGCCAUGAUCAGAAUAAUGUUAGCUAAAUGUUAUGUAGCACUGCCUAGCAAAGGAAUACAGAAAGGUUUGGCUCUCUCACCAUGGGAGAAUUGUUUUUAAAAGAAGACUAUAAUCUUUAUAUGGCAUAUUAUAACUAGGCUGUGUAUUUCUUUUCAGGGACUUUUCUACCUUUCAGGGUUGGAUGUAGUUUAGUUACAAUUACCGUAGCCAACCUGUAGCUUUACAGAAACAAUUGCUUGUGGAGCAAUAGAUUUCUCCAUUUAAAAAAGAGCAUUUUAAGUGUAGUUUGAAUAUUUUCCACAUAAUGCUGCAAUGUGAGUUAUUACUUCAUUUAUCUUAAAGACAAAACUGGUCGUCAGUUACAUCUGACAGAAAAAAAAAAUCACUGUGUAACCAGGUUAAGUGGUAAAAUAAUCCAGGCAUCAGUCAAAGGCAUUUUGCUGACUAUAAUAUUGAUUAUAUUUUUAACAGGAAUUUAAGAAAAUAUACUGGAAUUUAAAAAUAUAUAUAUAAAUAUAUUAAACAAGAAUUUUCUUUGCCUAGCUUAAACUAUUACUCAAGCUGCUUAAGUUCCAAGUAUUGUUUUUAAUCACCAAUACAUAAAUGCAUUUGUAACUCAUCAACUUAAGUCAUUAUUAGCUUUUAUUCAAAGACGAUUACAUUUUACAAUGUAACUGUACUUGUAAUCUAUCUCUUGAAUUUGGUAUCUUCUUAAUGAAUUUAAACAAUGUAAACCCUAACCUUUUAAAAAGUCUUUUCUUUUGUUUUUAGAGACUCUUUUUUUUCCAUAAACAUAUAUAUCUUACAUAUAAUAAACUUUACAGAUCUUGCA
Messenger RNA from Castor canadensis (American beaver), 2594 nucleotides. The record is from RefSeq and is a predicted model, not a curated record. NCBI's taxonomy places the organism in Eukaryota, Metazoa, Chordata, Mammalia, Rodentia, Castoridae.